Messenger RNA from Strongylus vulgaris, 471 nucleotides. NCBI's taxonomy places the organism in Eukaryota, Metazoa, Nematoda, Chromadorea, Rhabditida, Strongylidae. The record is from the annotation of a GenBank genome assembly.
GAACAAUCGUUAAAACUCCCUCCAGUUUCGUCAUAUAACCGCAUGCUGAUACAUCGAGUAGCCGUCUUGUUCGGGCUGGAUCACAACGUUGAUAAUAGUGGAAAGUGUGUGGUGGUAUCGAAGACAUCGAAAACCAAACCGCCGGAUUUUUUGUUCGCUAGUUUAAUCCAGAGUAAUGUCUACACUGAUAAUAGGAGAUAUCCUAAUUACAUCAGCUAUAUGGAGGUGGGUCCUGGAGAUGUUAUGCAACGAAGGGCCCAGUCGUUUGAGACUGGAUAUCUGUAUCCAAGUGCCGAUCCAGAUAUAUUGAACUCUAAAAGAAAAAUAACAACAAAAUUACUUUCCAUGCACUUUGAGGCACCUACUUGGGCACAAGCAAAUCAACGAUCUUUCGAGAAACAACCUCCCUAUUCCUAUCAAAUGGGCGUUAUGGAUCGUGGCAGUAUGAUGAGGGUGAGCAAGAAUUAUUAA